Molecule: messenger RNA, 1575 nt
Organism: Ambispora gerdemannii
Lineage: Eukaryota; Fungi; Glomeromycota; Glomeromycetes; Archaeosporales; Ambisporaceae
Source: the annotation of a GenBank genome assembly
AUGGCGCUUGACUGUGCUGAUUAUAUGGACAUUGACGACGAAUGGACGCUGCAUAGUAUAACCACACAAAUUAUUGAAUUCCGCGACACUGCCAAUUCUUCCCUUGUUCCUCCUGCUCAGACAUUACCGCCGGUCACGAAUGAUUCAUUUCAGUCGAUAAUUGUCGUGGAUACGAAUUUCCUUCUCUCUCACCUGGCCUUUGUCAAAUCGUUGAUCUAUGAACACGCGAAACUGCAUAAUCUCGUUAUCAUCAUACCAUGGAUUGUGUUACAAGAAUUGGAUGGUUUAAAGGGAGGUUCCAAGAAAAUCCCGAAGAAUCCAAAGGAUGGCUCUCAGCCAGCAUUAUCGACUCUUGCUCAGACCGCCAUUAAUUUUUUGCAUAACUGUUUAUUGAAUGGUCAAGAAGGAGUACGUGGACAAAAGCUUGAUGAGAAAGUCGAUGAAGCCGAGAAAAAUGACGACAAAAUUCUCAACUGCUGUAGAUACUUCAAAUUAGAAACCGGAUCCCUAGUAACUUUAUUAUCAAAUGACAAAAAUCUCUGCAUAAAGGCGAUGGUGCACGAAAUUCCCACGGAAUCAUAUCAGAAAAAGGGUAAAGGACUUGACGGCAUUCUGGAAAGAAUACUGCCAAAAUUAUCAAAGUUUGAAAUUAAUGGCAUUUAUACACGAUCAUCAUCUUCGUCGGUCGUCAAUCAAUAUUGCGAUCCUCACGAUGGAGAAAAUUCAUAUGAUGAGGAUAUUGUUAUGGAUGAUUGUAAUGAUAUAGUUAUGACAUCAACUCUGCCAUUGGCUCUGCCAUCGGCUCUGCCAUCAACUCGGCCACCAACUCUGCCUUCGAGUCUUCCUGCUUCUAAUUCGGAAGUGGGAGAGGAUAGAUCGAUAUAUGCCUCAAUUCAUGCUCCAUUACAAACAAAACUCGCGAGAUCCAAAUCUUUGGAUAAUUGCAACAAUAAUCAUAAAAAUCAUAAAAAACAUAAAAACGGAGUUACAAAUCAAGCACACACGAAUAGAACACUGGAUGACAUCAACUUAAAUGAACAUACCAGCUACACAGUCCAAACUACCACGACACCCACUGUACUCAUGGGACCUGUUUACACUGAUCCACAAAUACCAAAGGCACUAUUAAUGCAAAUGAUAAAUCUUGGGCAAAGAGAGCUCAUCAAUAAAGUCAUUGAUGAACUCGAGUCUUUUUUACCUAAUCCGAUCAAAUUUCAUUUUAACAUGUUAUUGGGAGAAAAUUGGACUUAUGUGGUGAGUGAUACUGAGCCAUGGUCGUUAUCCUGUAUGCUCAAAUUCAUCGAACGGCUUUGGAUAUCGGUCUUUAGUGAAAUAUUUGACCAAGCUUAUCAAAUUCAAUCGAUGACAAUCAGACUUCAUUCUUUCGUUAAUCAAUGGGAAUUGAAACAACGAAGAAAUGUUUAUACGAUAAAUCUCACGGUUCAAGAUAUAAUCACUUUUCUGCAGAGCGCUGAAGUCGUGCUUCGAAUGAUAUAUAGCAAAUAUGCGGAAGCAACUUUCCCGGUCGUGACUAUCACUGAUAAUUGGUGGAUGGAAUUUAAAAAAACACUUUAA